CCUCCUCCUCCUCCUUCUUCUCCUGUACGUAGGUCUUCCUGAUCAUCUGUCUUCCACAAGGGCGGAACUCUAUGCCAUCCUUGAGGCCCUCCAUAUAUCACUGUAGCUCUAAGGAUCCUCAAUAAACUCUCAAUCAAUCCAUCAAUCUUCUCCUCCUUCUCCUGGGCCGUUGAGAGGAUGGAUGCUGCCCCGCCGCUGACAAGAUCCCAGACCUGUCAUCAACACCACCACCUGGGACGGGGCCGAGGGAGGAAGUUUCCCUUUGAGCCGCGCGUCCACUGUCGAGUAUCACAAUGACCCUCACCAAGCAACCAAUCGACUUCCUAAUAUACCUGAUACUCUUCGGAUCGGCAAUUUUCGUCAAUAAGUAUGUCCUCUCGGUGCUCAAGUUCACCUACCCGACCAUCUUCCAAGGCUGGCAGACCCUCGUGGGCGGCAUCCUGCUCCGAGUUCUCCUCUCCAACAAGUGUCUGUCAGUCUCCACCACAGACCUCGACAAGCCUGGGUUCAUAUCACUCCUGCCGUCGUUUCUCUUCUUCUCAGCGGGGAUUGUUGCAAGCUCCAAAGCCCUGGCAAACCUAAGUGUUCCUAUGUUCCUGUGCUUACAAAAUUCCCUUGGGGCUGUGCUGUACCUGAUGGACGUAGCUCCCAGCUUUAGGAACGUUGCCGGGCCCGUCCCCUUGCUGGCCACCCUCACCACCAUCGGGACAGCUGUGGCCGCCGUCCUUUCCGAUAUCGACAUGACGUUUUCAGACUCCCCGUACUUCUGGAUGUUGGUCAACCUGGCGUGUAUGGCUGUGCAGGCGCUUCACUCCAAGAUUGCCGACGCUCGCUACACGGAAGUUGACCGACUUUACUUCUCUUAUGUCUUCAGUGUCAUCGUUCUGGCGCCUGUGUCCCUGUACUUGGAAGAGGCAUUUGAGGUGCUACACUUCCCCAAUGCCAUGCGCUAUGACUUCUACGCUGGCUGCCUCCUGUCAGGUAUCCUCGGCCUGUUCCUCAACCUCUCCCUCAUGAAGGUACGGAAGCAGACUCACUUCUCGGUGGUGGAUGCAUCGGGGAGACUCCUUACCUCCCUCCUGGCCCUGGCAACCUUCAACGACGUUACGAGCCUCACCGUCAAGAUCCUAAUUGGCGUGAACCUAUUUGUCGGGGUAUUUGUGCCCAUCCCAACCAUUAGUGCCGCAGAGGAGCCGGACGAGCUUACCGAGCCACUGGUGGAGGGCGCAUGAGUUGUCCAGGUGUGUGGGGGGGACUGGAGGGGCUACUAAAGGGGGCAGCUCAGGGGUGGGGGGUGAGUGAGGGGUGUCUCGGUGCUGGCCUCGGCCUUGUGAAUGGGAGGUUGGUGACGAGGGGUUUGACGUGUGGUGUAUUUAUUUAUAAUGUGUACUAUUGUGUCUUGGUUUGUAUGUGAUGUAUGUGUGCUUUGAGGCUUGUACACACACACACACACACACACACACACACACACACACACACAUUUAAGCAGAGAGAGAGAAAGUGCGAGAGAGAGAGAGUGUGUUUUGAGGCUUGUACAUACACACAUUCACACACACACACACACACACACACACACACACACACACACACACACACACACAAACACACAAACUUACACUUACAUACAUAAACACACACACACACAUUUAAGCUGAAAGAGAGCAAGAAAGUGCGAGAGAGAGAGAGAGAGUUCAUAAACAUAACAAUUAACUUUUUUAUUUUAAUUAGAGCCAUUUUCCAAGAGAGAUUGCAUACAUGGCCACUGCUGCAUACAUGUAUUGGUGCCAAGCACAUAUAAUUUAUUCAAGAGAGGGCAGAAUUGUGAUGAAUCAGUUUCCAAGAAGCUGAAAGGUGACACAGAAUGAUGAAUGGCCUAUAGCAAGGUGUUCUUCCUCUGCCUAUAAUCUUCAUCCAUUGGUGACGUCAAAGGGUGUGGUAGUCAGAAUCAAACUCGGUUAGAAUAUAUCCGACUCGGACUCCAUUACGAUAUGUGUGGUGUGGUAUGGUGUGGUGGAGUUUGAUUUGCCUACCACUAUACCGCAGAAGAAGGUAUGAUUUGAGGGAGUCACAGUUGAAGUCGCAACCUUAAAAUUCCCGGGAGUCUGAGUCGAGAUUUCUUGCAUCCGACUCCACACCCUUGACGUCGCUGUAAAUAGAAUAGGAACGUACUGUGUGGUGAGGCCGGCAGCUGUGUUGUUUUGUCAUAUCAGAGAUGGAACCAACACAUUCCACAGGCAGCUUCAGAGCCAUAGAGUACGUGCGUUUUGGCUAAUAUGAUCACAGGUGCCAUUCUUUUACCUAAUGAGCCUUGCAAAAUUCAAAUUGGUGUUGGUAUUAGUGUUUUAUGUGGUAUAGAUAUCGGCAUUGUUUUGAUUACGUACCUACAACACAUUUUUCCUCCUCCUCCUCCUCAUCCUCAUCCUUCCCUUCGUUUCUCCCUGGUUCUUCCCUUUCUUCUACCUUUCCUUCACUCUCCCUUUCUUCCGCUCUCCUCCUCUUCAGCUGUCUAACUAUUAUCCGAGGUCUUGUCGCACAGAAAAACACUCUUGAAUCACCAUCACUUUGAAUUUCACAUGGCUCUUCUGGCAACAACAUGGCGACUGUGAUCAAUGUGGCCAAGCGCUCUAUUUUAUGACUCUGGGCAGCUUCUUCCAGUCAAUCUCCUUCCUUCCUUUCCCUUCAAUACGUCUUUUGGUUACGAUGUGUCUCAUGGCGAACGAAAACGCUUGAUUCAGUUUCGUUUUCACAGUUUUCCCACCAGUGAUUUUUUGUCCCUCGAGAAACUUGAGUCAAUAUUCGCACGUCGUAUGGAUUAAUUUUCGACUCGGUUCACACUGAGGCAUAUUUCCAUCCAUUAUAAAGCGUCCAUGUGUUUGUUGCGUGUUGUCGAAGGGAGAGUUUCAUUAGGCACAGUUUGUAGCGAGUCAUUCCUCUGCACGGUUUGUCUUCACUCAGAGCCAUAGAAAGAAUGGGAGAGAUUGGCCGACUUGAUCACAUGCGCCGUUCUGUUACCAAAAGAGCCGUUUGACCCGGUAGAUUUUCUUGCCCUCCCUUUCCUUUUAAACAUACUCACUCCCUUCCUCUUUUUCUCCCUUUGCUGUCCCUUCCCUUCCUAACCCUUCCCUCCCUUACCCGACAGUCUUUCUUAUCCUCCCUUUCUUUCUUCUCCUUUCAGCACCCUCCUCCCUUCCUUUACCUCCCUUCCCUUCCUUACCCUUCCCUUCCUUUCUCUCCUUUCCCUUCCUUUCCCUUCCCUUACCUUCCUUUCCCUCCCCUUACCUCCCUUCCUUUACCUUCCCUUCCCAUCUUGUUUUUUUUAUGGAAAGGGAAAAAAAAAAGAAGAGUGAAAUUGAGAUUGAAGGAAGGAGGCAAAGGAAAAGGAGGAGGAGAUAAAAUGGAGGAAAGAAGGAAGGAAAGGAGGAGAAGGAAAAGAAAAGGCCUGUGAUCACAUUAGCCAAACUCUCCUGGUAUUCAGUGGCUCUGUUCAGACCUAUAGUCACCUCUAAAAGUCUGUUCAUGAUAUUUUACAAAUGCAAUUAUUUUAUGUCAUACUUUAACUUGUAUUUUUUUAACCGUACAUAAAUGAAAGCUUUAAUUAAUGUGUAGAUGGUGUUACGGAAGGAUUAGUUUGGGUAUAGAGAUCAGUUUUAUAUAUACGUAAAGGGAAUGUGUGUUACGUAUUGUCCGAAGGAACGUGAUGGUGUACAAGGUCUUCAGUUUAUUGCCAUGGGAGUACGUAAUAGGACAAGAUAUUAAUAAGGGAGUGUGUUACGAACUUUACAAAUGAAGUUAAGUGUAUAAAAGUCAAUGGGAAUUUAUAUUAGGACAAGAUAGGGAGUUACGUAUUGCCCAAAUGAACGUAAUGGUGUAUAAGGUCUUCAGUUUAUUGCCAUGGGAGUACGUAAUAGGUCAAGAUAUUAAUAAGAGUGUGUUACAAACUUUCCAAUUGAAGUUAAGUAUAUAAAGUCAUUGGGGCUUUAUAAUAGGACAAGAUAAGGGAAUUACGUAUUGCCCAAAUGAAGGUCUUCAGUUUAUUGCCAUGGGAGUAUGUAAUAGGUCAAGUUAUUCAUAAGGGAGCGUGUUACGGACUUUCCAAAUAAAGUUAAGUGUAUAAAGUCAAUGGGGCUUUAUAAUAGGACAAGAUAAGGGAAUUACGUAUUGCCCAAAUUAAUGUAAUGCGUACAAGGUCUUCAGUCUAUUGCCAUGGGAGUACGUAAUGGGUCAAGAUAUUAAUAAGGGAGUGUGUUACGGACUUUCCAUAUGAAGUUAAGUGUAUAAAGUCAUUGGGAAUUUAUAUUAGGACAAGGUAUGGGAAUUACGUAUUGCCCAAAUGAACGUAAUGGUGGACAAGGCCUUCAGUUUAUUACAAUGGGUGUUUGUAAUAGGCCAAGAUAUUAAUAAGGGAGUGUGUUACGGACUUUCCAUAUGAAGUUAAGUGUAUAAAGUCAAUGGGUCUUUAUAAUAGGACAAGAUAAAGGAAUUACGUGUUGCCAAAAUGAGCGUAAUAUGUACAAGGUCUUCAGUUUAUUGCCAUGACAGUACGUAAUGGGACGAGAUAUCAAUAAGGGAAUUACGUAUUAUCCAAGUUAACUAAAUGAUGUGCAAGGUCUUCAGUUUAAAACAAUGGGGGGGUGUAAUAGGACAAGGUAUUAAUAAGAGAGUGUGUUACAAACUUUCCAAAUGAAGUUAAGUGUAUUAAGUCAUUUAGGAUUUAUUAUAGGUCAAGAUAAGGGAAUUACGUAUUGCCCAAAUGAACGUAAUGGUGUAUAAGGUCUUCAGUUUCCUACCAAAACUCCUAUGAUAAGUCUUCUAAUGAGAGUUUUUUUAGGUUCACGUUACAGUGGAAGGGUCAGACUACCACCAGGGUCUUAAAACAACCCCUGGAAAUGCCCCAAAAGUCCUAGGAAAGCCUUGUCAAAUAUGUGCGUACUUGGGCGCUGGAAAUGUAUGAGAAAAUGAGUCUCGGUGCAUCACUGUAGGAGAUAAAACAAAAAAAGUCUUGAUGAAUGUGCAUGGGAUUAAUUUUGAUCUAUUUUCGUUAGUGAGAAGAAUAGCUAGGCGAGGGUUUGUAGCAGAGCAUUGGUGUAAACUGUGUAGGAUAAGGUGUUUGUAGUUUGCCUUCCAGCAGACCUAGGAACCAAUUGUAACCUUUUUAUAUGGAGUGAGUGAGUGGUCUGUAUAGUAGGUUUUAUUAAUAAAUUUUUACCCCACA
Messenger RNA from Eriocheir sinensis (Chinese mitten crab), 5212 nucleotides. RefSeq names its product transmembrane protein 241-like. NCBI's taxonomy places the organism in Eukaryota, Metazoa, Arthropoda, Malacostraca, Decapoda, Varunidae. Bases 294 to 1232 code for a protein of 312 amino acids. The transcript has 7 exons. The record is from RefSeq and is a predicted model, not a curated record.